Messenger RNA from Aspergillus ruber CBS 135680, 1562 nucleotides. Its product is annotated as aspartic endopeptidase Pep2. Bases 52 to 1248 code for a protein of 398 amino acids. The record is from RefSeq and is a predicted model, not a curated record. Gene Ontology annotation, molecular function: aspartic-type endopeptidase activity. Gene Ontology annotation, cellular component: fungal-type vacuole. Lineage: Eukaryota; Fungi; Ascomycota; Eurotiomycetes; Eurotiales; Aspergillaceae. Gene Ontology annotation, biological process: proteolysis. The transcript has 4 exons.
CAUCGGAACUGGUUCGUUUUUUGUUUUACUUAUUUGAGUCUUAUCGCCAAUAUGAAGGCACCCUUUAUCGCUGCUGCUGCCCUGCUCGCGGGUGGUGCAUCCGCCGAAGUUCACAAGUUGAAGCUCAACAAGGUCCCUUUGGAAGAGCAGUUGUACACCCAUAACAUCGAUGCUCAUGUCCGCUCUCUUUCCCAGAAGUACAUGGGUAUUCGCCCUUCUGCCCACGAGGAACUGCUCCAGGAUCAGUCCAUCAAGGAGCAGGGUCGCCACAAUGUGUUGGUUGACAACUUCUUGAAUGCCCAAUACUUCAGCGAGAUCGAGAUUGGUACCCCUCCCCAGAAGUUCAAAGUUGUCCUUGACACCGGUAGCUCGAACUUGUGGGUGCCCUCGUCCGAGUGUGGUUCCAUCGCCUGCUACCUUCACAACAAAUACGACUCCUCUGCGUCGUCCACGAGCAAGAAGAACGGCUCCGAGUUUUCCAUUCAGUAUGGAUCCGGAAGUCUGAGUGGCUUCGUGUCCGAAGACACCGUGAAGAUUGGAGACCUCAAAAUUGAUAAUCAGCUAUUCGCCGAGGCUACCAGCGAGCCGGGCCUUGCCUUCGCCUUUGGCCGUUUCGACGGUAUCUUGGGAUUAGGCUAUGACACCAUCUCGGUCAACAAGAUUGUCCCUCCCUUCUACAGCCUGGUCAACCAGAAGAAGGUUGAUGAGGCCGUCUUUGCCUUCUACCUGGGCGAUGCCAACAAGGACGGUGACACCUCGGAGGUCACUUUCGGCGGUGUUGACGAGGACCACUACACCGGCGAACUGACCAAGAUUCCCCUUCGCCGUCAGGCCUACUGGGAGGUCGACUUCAACUCCAUUGCCCUCGGUGACAACGUUGCUGAGCUUGACAACACUGGUGUCAUUUUGGACACUGGCACUUCGCUCAUCGCGCUGCCUUCUACUCUUGCUGAGCUUCUUAACAAGGAGAUUGGUGCUACCAAGAACUUCAUGGGUCAGUACAACGUUGACUGCGAGAAGCGCUCCUCUCUUCCUGACCUCACUCUUCAACUGGGUGGCCACAACUUCACAAUCACUCCUUAUGACUACACCUUGGAAGUCCAGGGCAGCUGCAUGAGCUCCUUCAUGGGCAUGGACUUUCCUGAGCCCGUUGGACCCUUGGCCAUUCUGGGAGACUCCUUCUUGCGCAAGUGGUACAGCGUGUAUGACCUUGCUAACGGCGAGGUUGGUCUUGCCAAGGCCAAAUAAAUGAUCAGCUCCAAUGCCUUUUCACGAGCACAAGGUGAUUAGGGGGGAUGAUUUAUCUCAUGGUUUUAUGCGUAAAUAGGUAUAUCACAGGUUGCUUUGAUUUUUAUAUGAUCGCUUGGAGACGAGGACGAUUCCCGCAGAUGGUUGCAAGCAUAUGCUUGAAACUUGCUUUUUAAUGAGCUAUUAAUGGAAUUCUUUGAGUUUAAUUGAUAUCACGGGCUUACAGCCUAGAAUUGCUACAAGUCCAUAAUGGUAGAAUGACUUUCAAUAAAUGCCGAGUGUUUCUUUCCAUUGCAUUUAUUUUUAGCCUCAAG